AUAGCCAGCAAAACGAGUGAAUGAGUGAGUGAGAACAGAGGGAAGAAUCCGUGCAGCUCACUUUGGUAGCCAGGACUGCCCAAGGGUAAGGUUUCAUAAGACACCAUCGGGACUGCCCAAGAAGCAAUCACAAAAUGAAGACUGCUUUAAUUUUUCUCAGCAUUUUGGGAUUGGCUUGUGCUUUCUCAAUGAAAAAUUUGCAUCGAAGAAUCAAAGUAGAAGAUUCUGAAGAAAAUGGGAUCUUCAAGUUCAGGCCACGAUACUAUCUUUACAAGCAUGCCUAUUUUUAUCCUCCUCUAAAACGAUUUCCAGUUCAGGGAAAUAGUGACUCUUCUGAAGAAAAUGAAGAUGGUGACAGUUCAGAUGAAGAGGAAGAAGAGGAGACUUCAAACGAGGAGGAAAACAACGAAGAGUCUAAUGGCAAUGAAGGCGAGGACUCUGAGGCGGACAACAGCACGCUCCCUGCCACCACCCCUGGCUAUGGAGAGGCAACGGCGCCUGGGACAGCGAGUGCGGGCUUCGCGGCCCUCCAGCUGCCCAAGGCUAGAAUUACAGGCAACAAAGCUACUAGGAAGGAGGAAAGUGAGGAAGAGGAGGAAGAGGAGGAGGAGGAGGAGGAGGAGGGAAAUGAAGCAGAAGUGGAGGACAACGAGCAGGCCGUGAAUGGCACCAGCGCCAACAGCACGGAGGUGGACAAUGGCCGCAGCGGGGGGGACACCGGAGAAGGCGCCGGCGAGAGGGCCACCACGGCCAGCAGCGGGCAGACCCCCGCAGCCUGGCCCGCCACCCCUCUCCCUGAGGCCGAUGCGAGCACGCCCCCACCGGCCGGCUCCACCCCUGCUGAGUACGAACAAACGGGCAACCACGAGUACGACCCCGGCUAUGAGGUCUACGACAGCGAGCACGGGGAACCGCGUGGGGACAACUACCGAGCCUACGAGGACGAGUACAGCUACUACAAGGGCCGCGGCUACGCGGGCUACGAGGGCCAGGAUUACUACUACCACCAGUGAAGAGCCGUCCUCGCGCCGCCCCAUCCUGCCCUUGCACCUGCCCGCCGGUGCGAAGCUCCGCUCAGGAAGGUGCCGGGUAACCCAUGCGCACGCACGGUGCAGGACGGUGCUACUGCUCCCGGCGACGCGCUGCAGUCGCUUCUGCGAGUAAUCCUUCCCUUCCGCCCUCCCUGGUGUAUCACCGAAAGGUCAUGGUGAAUCAGGUCCGCUUACCUAGCGCACACCCACUCCCAUGAGCUCUGACUUGAUGGAACGUUUUGAGGCUGCAGAUCUAUAAACUGUACUUGUAGUGUGUUUUCCCUCUUGCUAACUGCCUGACGGUACUUGGUGGGAGAGGCGCUUCUAAGGAGAGGCUCACAGACAUUGAUUGAUGGCACUGUGUAAAACAGUUAUGUAGUUCCCUCAUCACAUGACCUUUCCAAUACUGUGUUUAGUUAUUAUCCUCAUGAAUUUUACGUGACCUGUUUUGUAUAGUCUUUGGGUUUUAUCACAAAUAAAAAUACAAUACUUUAUAAU
Molecule: messenger RNA, 1529 nt
Organism: Jaculus jaculus (lesser Egyptian jerboa)
Lineage: Eukaryota; Metazoa; Chordata; Mammalia; Rodentia; Dipodidae
Gene: Ibsp
Product: integrin binding sialoprotein
Exons: 7
Coding region: 135-1013 (292 amino acids)
Biological process (GO): cell adhesion; bone mineralization; extracellular matrix organization
Cellular component (GO): extracellular region
Source: RefSeq, a predicted model, not a curated record